UUACAGUAACUAAACUGUUGUUCACUUCUUCUUCCAUUUCCUCACGUUCCCCUCUCUCUCUCUAAAAUCUCACUCUCUCUCUCUAAAAUCUCAGAAGAAGAUUUCAAUGGCGAACGAAAAAGCAGUGGUGAAGAUGGAGUGGUUAACUUCCAUAGACACAACCACUCUCUCCCACUCUGAACUUCACGCCCUUUCUCUCUCCUCUCUCCCAACCUUCGAUCCCACCCUCACCCCCAUAAUCGACCCUACCUACUUCAACGAAAGCUCCGGCACUCACCGUCAGUCCUACGCCACACCUCGCCAGCGCCGCCGAUGCCGUGUCUCCGCCCUCCUCCCCUCUCCCACCCCUUCCGACCACCCCCGCAUCAUCGUCGACUAUCUCAAGCACCUCAUCAGAGAAGACCCCAAGUUCGACCAGGUGGAGCUCCUGCAACCACCGCAACAACGCCUCAUCGUUCCCGAACCUCCAAUCGGUGAGGUGAAGAGGAAGCGAGGGAGGAAGCCCAAGGUCAGAGUGCAUCUGGAAGAGUGUUACAGAGGAAUGGAGAGGGUGAACAAGAACGGCGUUCCGGUUGAAUUCUCCGCGCUGGCCAGCGCGGAGAAUCCGUUCGCGGAGGAGCUGGCUAGGCGGACGGAGGGGCUGCAGGGGGAAGAGCAGCUGUUAGGGUUUUUGAGGGAUUUGGUGGGGCAGUGGGGAAGCAGGAGGAAGAAGAGGAGGAUUGUUGAUGCUGCUGAUUUCGGUGAUGCCUUGCCUGUUGGUUGGAAGCUUCUGCUCGGUUUGAAGAGAAAGGAUGGUCGUGCUUGGAUCUAUUGCCGCAGAUACAUCAGCCCUAGUGGACAGCAGUUUGUGUCUUGCAAGGAGGUUUCGGCGUAUUUGCAGUCCCUUUUCGGUCAGGCUGAACCACAAUUAAAAAUCAGUUGUAGGAAUGAAAAUAUUCUGCAGGAGCAGAGAGUGACUACGGAGAACUCUGCAGGUGUUACUGGUGAGGAUCAAGAUCAGAGGCAGAUUGCAGCGACUAACUCGGAUGUGCCUGGUUUAUCUGUUUCUAAUGAACGAGUGAAGGAAGUUUCCUUGUUAGGGAUUGAGAAUCUUGCAGAUGUGCAAAUACAUGACCUGUUUGAAUGUCACAAAUGCAGCAUGACCUUUGGUGAGAAAGAUUCAUACUUGCAGCAUCUGUUGUCCGUUCACCAGAGGACGACCAGGCGGUACCGACUUGGUUCUACUGUUGGAGAUGGAGUUAUAAUUAAAGAUGGAAAGUUUGAGUGCCAAUUCUGCCAUAAGGUGUUUCUAGAAAGGCGUCGCUACAAUGGUCAUGUCGGGAUCCAUGUUAGGAAUUAUGUGAGGAGAGUUGAAGAUUCACCAGGUCAGACAAAUGUCCAAAGAGCAGACAAAUCUCCGGUCCUGGAGGAGGUGCCUUCAAGGAUCUCUAAGAUGGAUGCGCUCAUUGAAAUUGCUCAAAACUCUAUUAUGGAGGAUUCUGUCAUGGAACCCCAUAAUUCAGCUAAAAUGAAUGUGAUACCCGAUUCUGAAAUUGCUGUUGGUGACUUUGACCAAGACAUGGACUUUGAAUAUCCUACCGAUGUGGUGGAUGAUUUAAAUCUGCAAUGUAGCACGCAUUUACUCAUGAAUGGAAAAGGAGAUGAAAUUGAUGAUUAUAACCAAGUUAUUGAUGCAGAGGGGGUUACUCUUCUAGAUAGCAUGGAUUUGUCAUAUGUAAACGAGCAAAAUGUCCAUGUAUCUGGUACUUCAAAGGGAAAAGAAGAUGUUGCGUUGACAGCUGCGGGGUUUGGCCAGUCUGGGAUUGAUUUGGAAGUGGUUUCUCAAAGCCCUUUAUUUCCUUUAUCUGGUUGCACUAACAGUAAAGGGCAAUUCAAACUUGAUGAAGACAAUAGCAAGAACAGUGAGUUGAAAUUUAGUUUAGAUGGCUGCAAGGAUGUACCUGUUAGGGCUGAUUUUCAAGAGAUAGUCAUGUCAGUUUCUGAAGAAGUUGUGGUCCAUUCUAGCAUUUCUAACCGCUCUAUAUCCACAGAACAACCUCUGGAUUGUUUUCCAGCCUUCAGCUCUGAUAAGAUAUAAGGCAUAACCUAUGGCGCCUUUAAUGUUAGGGUUUCAUGUAUGUUGAAAAACUGAGGGAAUAUUCCUACACCUAUCAUAUCAAGGUCCUCUCAGAAAGUGAUUGAUUUGAGGCUAGCAUGUAUUCUGGUUUUAUGUUGUAUUGAACCAUUGCUGUAAUAUUACAAAGCCCUUGGUGCACUUUUCUUGGAUUUUCAACA
This is a messenger RNA of Lotus japonicus, 2274 nucleotides long. RefSeq lists its product as uncharacterized. The record is from RefSeq and is a predicted model, not a curated record. Bases 107 to 2077 code for a protein of 656 amino acids. Gene Ontology annotation, molecular function: DNA binding. The transcript has 3 exons. Lineage: Eukaryota; Viridiplantae; Streptophyta; Magnoliopsida; Fabales; Fabaceae.